CUUCUCAAAAAAGGGGAUCCUUUGCCAUCUCUUUCUCCAUCAUCUCGCUUGACCAACAACAACAGUCAUGAACACGACGUUGAACCGCUUCAAUGCGGUUUCGGCUUUGGCAACGUCUGUUUUGAUGGCGUUAGCAGCUUUUACGGCAAUUAUGACCUAUCCAACCCAUAAGCCAAGUGGAAGGGUAGCCAUAAAGGAAUUGGAAGUUGUCAAAGGAAGAUUGGAAUGGCAUAUGGAUAAUCGUGUUCAAGAUUUCAUGAAAGUGUCAUUUGAUAUCGAUGCUGACUUUACCAGUCUGUUUAACUGGAACACAAAGCAAGUCUUUUUAAGCUUGGUAGCCGAAUACCCUACAAAAAGACAUGAAUUGAAUCAAGUUGUGCUCUGGGAUAGAAUCGUACGUUCAAAACAAGACGCAAACGUUAAUUUGCUUGAUGCUACCAACAAAUACCCAUUCAGAGAGGUAUCGAAGAAUUUUGCAAACGUAAACGGAUCUACAUUCACGCUCAAAUGGAACACGAUGCCCAAAGUUGGUAUCCUUGCCUAUGGAGAUGAACAGCGAACAAACGAAUACUCUAUUCCUGCUCGCUUGCAAAGGGAUGGUAUUGCAGAAUUGUACUUCUAGUAUUGGGCGAGAUGAACAAAGAUUAUAUGUCAU
Meira miltonrushii is the source of this 655-nucleotide messenger RNA. Its product is annotated as signal peptidase 22 kDa subunit. The record is from RefSeq and is a predicted model, not a curated record. Gene Ontology annotation, biological process: protein targeting to ER. Gene Ontology annotation, cellular component: signal peptidase complex; membrane. The coding region runs from base 68 to 622 and encodes 184 amino acids. The transcript is spliced from 3 exons. Lineage: Eukaryota; Fungi; Basidiomycota; Exobasidiomycetes; Exobasidiales; Brachybasidiaceae.